This is a messenger RNA of Paramacrobiotus metropolitanus, 2800 nucleotides long. RefSeq lists its product as uncharacterized. Gene Ontology annotation, biological process: G protein-coupled receptor signaling pathway. Lineage: Eukaryota; Metazoa; Tardigrada; Eutardigrada; Parachela; Macrobiotidae. The record is from RefSeq and is a predicted model, not a curated record. Gene Ontology annotation, molecular function: G protein-coupled receptor activity. Gene Ontology annotation, cellular component: membrane. Bases 1537 to 2652 code for a protein of 371 amino acids. The transcript is spliced from 6 exons.
AACACCGAAUGUGGAAACCGCUUUGCGAAAGAAUCUUCAGCAAUAGUAAUUUGAGUAACAUUUUGCGCUGAUAACACGCGAUGGUCAUACUUAACUUUGUUCAAGCUUUGAGGUGCUUGAUAGGGGAUAAAACGAAUAACGCCCGGCUAAUCUGAAUCAGUUGAGUAGUUGCUGGGCUGUAAUCCAGCUACCAGUCAAUGGACCAAGAAAUGUCCGGCUCUUCGGCAAACAGUUUAUCGACCGCAGUCAGUAAUGACUGCGUUUUUUGCAGGUGAUAUGCAAAAAGAGCGGGAGUGGGAGCGGGAGUUAGCGCGCUAAAUGACCAGCUGUUCGUCCUGGUUUUGCAUAAUUAAUUCACGAGCCACCGAGUACUUGCGCGAUACUGAUGUGUACUAUGAGGCGAUCGAAAGCUGGGCGUUCGAUAAUAGCGGUUGAAGAAGGGAAAGGAGCCGAUGAGUUGUGUGCCCUUUUCCGUGCACAACGUACAGAAUACUGCUGCUAGUGUUCAGCCGACGCGGCACUGCCGAGGCGGUCCCUCACUGCUGGUGUACUUGUACUGAGAAAAUGCGUUUUCUCAUCGGCGAUGCUGACAAGGAUGCACGACAUUUCAGUUUCCACAUACAUUCUACUUUUUGUCAGGAAGACAUUUCUGUUUCCACAUACAUUCUACUUAUUAUCACGGAUGCAAGACAUUUCUGUUUCCACAUACGUAUCCUACUUAUUGUCAGGAAGACAUUUCUGUUUCCCCAUACAUUCUACUUAUUAUCACGGAUGUAUGACAUUUCUGUUUGUGUUUCCACAUACAUUUUACUUUUUGCCACUCUCAGUAAUAAAUAUUACCCGUCAGCUCACCAUACUACAAUGCACUGGGGGAAAAAAGCCGGAUUCCGUACAACGCAAACCGGAGCCCGGCCGUGUACCGAGAAAACCGGACUGUUCUCUCCGAGUCACUUUCUCUGUAGUGAUGUACGUACUGCGAGAUUCCAACGGAUAUAAACGGCGUUGAGUGUUCCAUUUUAUCCGUUAGUUCCCCUCUUUAUUGAGCCCGUUUGGGCCAUACUGCGACAGUGAUAACUGGAUUCAAAGGGCCGUUUCCUUGCCGUCGGUUUACAGCAACGAAGCGCAUUCCAAAUUAUAAACCGGGACCUGCUGUUUACCGCGGCUGGUCAAACUUGGCCGUCUGCCGCGUGGAAUGCUCAUCGUCCAAACCUUACAAUCCCGAUUACAUCAAAUUACCCAAGCCUGAGAUGAUCCUGACUCGGAUUUAACUAAUUUCUGAAGCGGGAUUUUCAAUAGAGCGAUCUACGCCAUUGUCUGCUGCUUGUGCAUGAUACCCAAUUCACCCAUCGUCAUCACUACCUACUGUUACAUCCGGGUUACUCAUCUGCGCAGUUCCUUCGCCGUCUGCGGGACUUUUUUGAAUCGGGCUCCGAAUCAUGGCAAAAAUUUCCGUACUUUCUCUACAAUUGCAAACUUUCGAGGCAUGCUGAAUGCAGUGCUGAUGUAAAUGCACGCGCUAAUCGGCUUUUCCCGUUGAUGGCGCUCAGUUUCCCGGAUUUAUACAAACGUCUCCACAUAUCGACGAUGACGUGGAUACUUUUUCUGGAGACAGCGACGGCCACUCAUCUCAUCGUUCCUUUCCUGGGCCUUCUUCUGUUGGACCGCUUCUUCGCACUUGAGAAAUCCGCUGUUUACGGUCUGAACUGGUUUGGACAUGAGAUCUAUCCACUACUGUUCCGGCUGUAUCGAAGAGAACAGCAAUGGAAGGAAGUGCUGAAGGGCAAGCAAUCGAAUUUGUUUAACAGUAUUUUGUGCAAUUCGGACCUGUGUGCACUGGUGGAAGCUCUGUAUUUUUCCAGCCAUCAGCAACAGUUGACAGGCUACCAAGCCGGAGUGCGCAUCUCCCUGGGCGUCAUCCAGUUCAUACUCAACCUCACCAUGCCCAUCCCCACCCUCAUCCUCCGCGAUCUGCGCAACGCCUUCACGGUGUACGUCGCCGCGCUCUUCACCGCCAACCUGGUCUACGUCGGCACCGAGUACCCCAUCGACGUGCUCCGCAUCGUCUACUCCGAACAAUCCUUUUCAUCCUCCGUCUGCACGUUCUACCUGUACCUGGUCUAUGUCUUCGCGGUGGUGCGCCUGCACAUGCAUGUCCUGAUCACCAUCAACCGCAUCUGGGCCAUCCAGUUCCCCGUCCACUACCGCAACGUCCACAACGAGCGGGUCGCUGUUCUAGUUUGCCUGGGAACGGUUUUAUAUAUUCACAUUCUGAUUCUCCCGUUGAUCAUCAUCGAUCUGCUGUAUUAUCGAUUGCCGGAGCAGGUGUACGGGUGCGGGUUGGCCUCGGACCAGCUGCCGCUCUUCGAGUACGAGCUGAUUGUAGAGGUGCUGGCGGAUGACCUCUUGAUUGUCGUUAUCAUCGUGGCAUACCCGUUUUUGUAUUAUAAACGCUGGAAGGCCAUCAAGAAUCGGGAGAAUACACCCGAGGGACAAGCCGCGUCGCAUCCGUUCUUACUGCUGACCUCGUUGACGUUGGGGAUCGUUGUGGCGUCCGCGCCGGCCAGUGUGUAUUCGACGCUGAUGUAUCUAGUCCAGCCGGAGGAUUAUCAUAAGUAUGCGGAGUUUGAGCGCGCCGCGCAGAUUAUGGCGUAGCUGCUGCCGGUGAUCGAUCCGAUCGUGUUCGGACUGAGUUUGAGGGAUGGGUCUGAGGUUUUUUGAAAGGAGUCGUGGUAAUUCUAUUACGCCGAUUGGUGCGGUGGUUUAGGACCGAAAAACCUACACAUGAUGCGGUCGAUGUAUA